Opisthocomus hoazin is the source of this 4377-nucleotide messenger RNA. Lineage: Eukaryota; Metazoa; Chordata; Aves; Opisthocomiformes; Opisthocomidae. The record is from RefSeq and is a predicted model, not a curated record.
AUGUCUCAGUGCGAUUUACCAGCAGUCCUGGCCAAGCGUACGACUUACAGGCCCUUCCCUACAAAACAUACUGUUCAUAUCCACGGCUUCCGGAGGUUGUUGUUUGCUCCCCGGGUGAGCGGCUGGCAGCGGGGGGAAAGUGCCCGGGGCGCGCCGAGGAGCAUCGGCUCCGCAGUCGCUCCCACAGUCCAGCAGAGAAUUCCUGGCUGGCUCGCCAAAGCUGAUGUGCAGAAAACAGACUCCACAAUCUGUAAGAUUGUAAAGUGUGAGGAUCUGGCAGAAGCGAACACUCUUCUGCAGGAGCACCUCCAUCAAGCGAGUGUGGUCAACUCAGCCCUCCAAGAAGAUGUUGGGAAUCUGGUGUCAGAUUGGAUGAGGGCCCAGGAGGAGCUGGAACUGAAGAAAAGUGAAUGGCACACUGACCGUGAGCUUCAUGACAGCUACGUCAGGGGUGAACAUAACUGUUUGCUCAGCCUCUGGCAUCAGGUGCUAGCCUUGCGCUGUCAUUGCCUGGAAAUGAAGACUGCCACUGACCGAGAUUUGUCCGAGCCGAAGGCAGAGCAAAUGAGGCUUUCUGGAUCUCUGCUUGUAAGCUACUCCCGCCUAAACUCUGGCACACAGCUCUGGGAGUCCGUCACUGCACGUAGACCUGUCUCGAAUGAUGAGGCACAGCCACAAGUGGAGCAGGACAUAAGCCCGAAGACUUGGGAAAUGAUGUGCUUACAAGUCAUGGGGGACCUGGAGAAGACAGAGUUUCUGCACAGACUGAAGGACUUAGCUGCACUUGAAAGAAAACAUUACUCCUUCCAGACUGAGCUGGUAGUCACAAGGGAGACACUGGAGGGAUCGCACCUCCAGAGCGAUCUGCUGAAGCAAGAGAAACAUCAGCUUGCCCCAGCACUGGAAAAGGUUUACCACCAACAAGGGUCAGCUGGCAGUGCUUGGGAGCAGCUGUGCCAGGAGUCCUCUCGCCAAGGGCAUGCACUGGCCAAGGUGUCCAAAGAGAAGGAGAUGCUGGUGCAGGAGAAGGCUGCCCUAGAGCUGCGACUGGCAGCCAUGGAGCGGGACAGGCAAGGCCCUUCCGAGCAGCUUGCAACUUGCAGCUCAGUGAAGGAGACCCUGGAAUCCAGCCUGUUUGAGGCUCAGCAGCACCUGUCUCACCUGUCUCAGCUGAAAAUCCAGCUUGGCACAGUCACACAGGCCAAGGAGGCCAUCCAAGGGGAAGUGAAACGCCUUCAGUGUGAGCUGGAAGCAGAGAGAUCUGUCAUGAGGCAGGAACGGGAAAACACGGCACAACAGCUCUUGCGGACAAGACAGCAGUAUGACAGUGCCCUCAGCCUUCGGCAAACUGAUCAUCAAGCGGCAAUAAACAAGCUCCUGCAAGACCUGGCAAGUGAGUGGGAAGGGCACCGUUCAGAGCUGCAGCAGCUGCUGGAGCAAUGGGAGAAGGAGAAGGCAGAGGCAGAAAGGGAGCAUGAGAAGCAGCUGUUUGAGAUGAAGCAGGAAGUUGCUGCCGUGCAAGCUCAGCAAGAAGAGGAACGAACUCGAGUAGAAAAUGCCAAGCAGGAGGUCCUGCUAGAAAAGGAGUGUGAGAAGAAUGCUUUAUUAGAGAUGCUACUCCAGACUCGGGGAGAGGUAACAGAAGUCUGCCAGCAGCUAAAGCAGCUCAGGCGGGAGGUGGCAGAGCAGCGAGAGCAUGGGCAGCAUGAACAGGACAGACUGGAAGCAGUGAAAGAAAAACUGGCUAUUAAGGACAUAGCAGAGAAAAAACAGAAGAUGGAAUCCCAGCAAGAACAGAUCCGGGAGCUGGAGAAGCAGCAAGAAGAACAAAGGAUUGCUGUCAGCAAAAUGAGCAAAGUGCUGGAGGAGAGAGAGCGGGAGAUCAGAUCCCAGCAAGAACAGAUCCGAGCCCUGGAGCAGCAGCGAGAAAUGGAGAGGACUGCAGUCAGCAAGAUGAGCAAAGUGCUGGAGGAGAGAGACCAGGAGAUCAAAUUCCAUGAGGGGAAAAUAAUAAUGCUAGAACAACAUAGUGCAUCACAGGUGAGAAAUCUGCGGGUGGAUCUUGAUCAUCUGAAAAGAGAACUGGAAAUCGAGACAGAACAGGUGAAAUCUCUGCACACAAGCCUUGAACACCUGCUGGCAGUUCUUAAGGACAGAGAGCGAGAGUGUGGUUCUCAAAGGGAGCAGUUAAGACUCUUGCAGCAGCACAAGGAAGAGCAAGAGGGGGACCUGCAAGAGCUUCAGGGUAAAGUAGAAAAGAUGACCCUUUCUUUGUCUGAAAAAGAUCAAGAGCUUGAGUCACAACAAAAGCAAAUCCAGGAAGCUGAAGAAGUCAUGCACAUGCAGGUGAGGACUGUCCGUCACCAACUGGAGCAGACCCUAGAAACCUUAAAAGAAAAGGACAGACUCAUAGACCUCCAAAAGCAACAGGCAAGGAGCUAUGAGGAGAAAACAGAAGAACAGCGGAAUGUUUUACAGAAAGACUUGGAAUACUCUAUGGCAAUACUGAAAGAAAAGGACUUCAUGAUUGAAUCUCAGAAGGAAGUGAUUGAGACCUUCCAAAAACAAGAGCAAGACUCUGAACAGCAGAAGGAAAUUCUGCAGGCAACAUCUAAGGCGCUAAAGGAAAAAGAGCAAGAAAUUUUAUCCCUCAGAAAGCGCUGUGAGGCAUGCAAGGAAAAGGAGGAAAAGCAUGAAGCGGAGCAAAGAAAUCUCCGCACAAAACAGACUCUGAAGGAAAGACAGAAGAAGAUAGGGGUUCUGGAGAAGGCUAUCUCUAAGCUUCAACAGCAAAAGGAGGAGGCAGCGAUGCCGACUAAAGCUAUGCUGCAAAGGCUUGAAUACGCUGAAUCUUCUCUAGAAGCUAGAGAUCAAGAGAUAGCGUCUUUGCAAGAGCAUGUCCAGGACCUUCGAGAGCAGAAGCAGUUGGAAGGCAAGCAGGCCAAGAGAGUAGAGCAGGAUCCAGACAAAGCGAGCCAAAUAGCGAAGGAGAACCGUUUGGAGUUCCUCAAGCAGCCAGAGCAAAUGAACAUGUUCCAGCUUCGUGGUGAAAGCAUGAGAGGGUCAUGCCAGAAGCAAGUGAAUCUGUUUGAGGAAGAGGUGCGGAAGAGAGACAAAGACAACAGAACUCUUAUGCAAAAACUCCAGCCGCAAGAAGCAGAACUGAAGACCUUGCAGAAUCUCCAGCUUAGGCUAGCCGAGAAGAGAGAGGGGGUUAGACACCACAGAGAGCAAGAGAAGCUCCUGGAAGAAGCCCUUGAUGAGAGGGAACGAGAGACCAAAGCUCAAGGUGAGCAAAAAGAGCUAGAAGAGGAAAUCAGGACUCUUUGGGAAGACCUCCAGCAUGUCCAUCAGACUCCGACCAAGAAGAAUGAAGAGAUCAAGUACCAGAGAGAGAGAGUCAGGUAUUUAGAGGAGACACUGACAGGGAGAGAACAAGAGCUGAGGAGGCAGAGUGGGCUCCUGAAACGGUUAGCAUCAGCUUUGCGAUGGAGAGAUGGAGAGGAGACCCUACAGAAACAAAUCCGGAGACUCCAGAACUGGGAGGAAGAGGAAGCAGAGAAGAGGAGAGUUCUCCAGGAGCGAGACCGUUCCUUGCAAAGGCAGAAGGAGCUAACCCAACAACUGGAAGAUGGCAAAGCAAAGGGGAAAGAAUUGGAGCUUGUGAUGAUUGUUGUUUUGAGGGAGACUGAAAGCAGAGAAGUCAAAUGGAGAGAGAAGGCACAAGCACUGGCUCUUGCCCUUGGCAAGAGUGAAACGGCUCACGGGACUCGGAGGGAAGAAACAGCCAUCCCACAGAGUAUGGUUUCAGUGAGGGACACGGACUGGUCUCACCUAAUCUCCUCUCUGUCUACCGAGCAGGCUCUUGCAGAAGGGGAGCAGCUGCUGUUGUGGCUCUUGGAGAAGGGGCUCCUGUUGCAGUGGCUGGAAGGUCUGCAGCAAGCAGUUGCAAGGCUGGAAGAUGAAAAGAUGGAGCUGAAGCAACUCAGUGUUGAGCUCUGGAGGACUCUUGAGCAGGUGUAAUGUGAGCAGAGGAGGCUGAAGAGGUGUUACAGGGGUCGGCUGCUGCCAGACACGUGUGGAUUUUCUCUCCCUGACCAGCAUAGGGUGCCUGCUUCCAGACAGAAGAUGCAGGAACUCAAGACAUUGGUUAUUGGUAUAUUUGGUAUAAUUGGGCCCAACAAAGAAGGAAACCUGCAGGCAGACGAUGAUAAUUCUACCUCAAAAGGGACUGGAAUGUAUCCCAUGAAAUUGGAUUACAUUCCAAACCCUAGGGCUGGACCAGGAGCCCCGCCAGAGGUCCCUGCAAUCCAAGCCGUGCAAUCUGCCCCCGCCCAAAUCCACGUGAACGAGGAGAAGGGCCAUGAAAUACGAUAA